Messenger RNA from Rhineura floridana, 3550 nucleotides. RefSeq names its product tigger transposable element derived 5 (gene TIGD5). Gene Ontology annotation, cellular component: nucleus. The coding region runs from base 532 to 2454 and encodes 640 amino acids. Gene Ontology annotation, molecular function: DNA binding. The transcript has a single exon. The record is from RefSeq and is a predicted model, not a curated record. Lineage: Eukaryota; Metazoa; Chordata; Lepidosauria; Squamata; Rhineuridae.
AAAGGGGGAGGGAGGGAAUGAAAAGGCAAAAGGGGGCUUAACGGCAGCGUGAGGAUGAGGUUCUUUUGAAGAGGGGUAUUCGAAAAGGACCACUUCUGUAGAAUGUAGAAUCGGAUUUAGAGGGAAGGAGACACUGUAGUUUCUUUCCCCCCCGCGUCCGGUAUUGCCCGAUUGGAACAGCCCAAAGGAAAGCGUGGAAGAGUCCAACUAGCCGCCAAGGACAGGUAGAGGAGAGGAGUGGAAGGUUCCAUGAAGAGAAGGGGGUGAAGAAAGGGGCUGUGCCAUGGCGCAUGCGCCUUCCUGACCUGCCCGCCCUAUCUGAAGGCUCGUAAAGGAGAAAAAGGACAAAAGGAGGCCGCCGCUCCCUCCUCCCCUCUCCCUCUCUUUUCAGCUCUCCCCGGUUAUAACGCGCCACUUUUACCAGGGCCUCAUUUUAUGGAGCUUUGGCCCACAAGCCUCCUUUUCUGUUCUGGAGCCCUUUCCCAAGCAUUGCAGUUCUUUUCAAGGAAUUAAUUUUGAAGAGGUCCCCUCAUGGCAGGGGGCCAGGAUGCCCUCCUCCCUGCAGUGGAAGGGACUGAGGACCCAGGCAGCCCUGAGGGGGACCGACGCUCACCUACAAAACUGCUGGCACCAGCAACACCAGAUGAGCCUGCCGAUGCCUUGCCGGGUGCCCCUCUCCUGUGCCAGCGUGGUGGCAGCGCUGAUGCCAUUGCCCCUUCGCCACUCUCUGUGUCAAAGAUGGCUUUCCGUCGGGCCUACUCCAUCAAGGACAAACUGCAGGCCAUAGAGCGGGUGAAGAAAGGCGAGCGGCAGGCCUCCGUGUGCCGGGACUUUGGAGUGCCCGGGGGCACCCUUAGGGGCUGGCUUAAAGAUGAAAAUAAGCUGCGCUGGUUCCUGGACCAGCUGGGGGGCGAGGUGGGCACCCACCGCAAGAAGAUGCGCCUGGCUAAUGAGGAGGAGAUUGACCGCGCCGUCUACACUUGGUUCCUCACCCUGCGCCAACACGGUGUGCCGCUCUCUGGGCCUAUCAUUCAGGCCCAAGCAGAAGCCUUUGCGAGGCAGAUUUAUGGGCCUGAGUGCACCUUUAAGGCCAGCCACGGAUGGUUCUGGCGGUGGCAAAAGAGACACGGCAUCUCCAGUCAGCGCAUUUACGGUGAGGGAGGCAGCCUUGGUGCCACAGGUGAUACACCUGCCCUGAAAUAUGAAAUGGACACAAGUUCCCCCAGUUCAGCCUUCUCUGAUCCCGCUACAUCGCUGAUGUCACCACCUGCUGCUGCCCUGUCAGAUGGCGGAGGUUAUAGCGAUGACCAAAUCUAUAAUGCCAACAUCACUGGGCUUUAUUGGAAGCUACUGCCAGGCCAAGCCCGUUGUCCCCCACAAUCUCCCUUGUGUCGUCGGUUGGGAGUGAAAGACCGAGUCACAGUGCUGUUAGCUGCAAACCUGACAGGCACUCACAAACUGAAACCACUGGUGGUGGGAGGUGUGCAGGACCCACCCUGUCUCCGUCACCAUGAUCAGGAGAAGCUUCCGGCUUGCUAUCACUACAGUCCUGAGGCCCGGCUCAGGUCUAGCCUUCUCCGCAUUUGGUUCUUUGACACUUUUGUGCCGUGUGUGAAACAUUUUCUGCACCGUAACUGCCUCCAGCAGAAAGCUGUACUUCUACUUAGCUGUCCCACAUCCCCCGAGGAUCCGCACCAGCUUCAAACUCCAGAUGGAUCCAUCCGAGCCCUCCUUCUUUCCAAGUCAACUGGGGGCUCAUUGGGAGGGGGAGGCCGUAUUUCGACACCCCUGGAGCAGGGCGUGGUGUCAGCCUUCAAGCAGUUGUAUAAGCAGGAACUGUUGCGGUUGGCUGUGUCAUGCUUAGCGAAAGGAGAUGGUGCAGGGAUGUCUGGUGGGGAUGGCUCCGUGGACUUUGUUCGUUCCUUUCUCCUCAAGGAUAUGCUGUACCUAACUGGCCUUUCUUGGGAGCUUAUCCCACCUGGCUGCAUUGAGAAAUGCUGGCUACUUAGAUUACGAGCUGCCUAUGAACCCCGCUCUGGAGAAGAGGAAGAGCCGGAAGAGGCCCCUGCUGCUGUCGACAGCUUGGUCUUCAAUGACCUUGCACAUCUGGCUGCCCUUGCAUGCAAGUGCCUUGCUCCAGAAGAGAUGGCUGAGUGGCUUCACUUAGAUGACAUGGUCCCAGAGGAAGAGGAAGGCGAAGGGGAUGAGGGGUCUUCCGGCUGUGGAGAUGAGGAGGAAGAGAUGGUUGUGGCAGAUGUUGGAGGUAGCGGGAACGAGGGAGGCAGCUAUCCUCCAGUGCCUACCGGCCAGGAAGCAAUACAAGGCUUGCAGAAAGCCUUGCGCUGGCUAGAGAGCCAGGAUCCCCAGGAAGUUGGGACACUGAAGCUAGUACAGCUUCGGUCCUUCAUCAGCAUGGCCCAACGGCUGCAGCAGACAGCUGCCUCUGACUCUUGAGGACCAGAGCAGUCAAUUCUUGCACUUUCAUAAUUGGUGAAAGUGUUUUACUUUUAUGCAAUAAUGGGGGAUAAUGCUCUGAACCGAUAAUCACUGGGAGGUGCUAAUGCCACAUAAUCAGGGCAGCACAGGGUAAUUCCUUCCCCAUGGUGCUGGGGUCAGGUUGUGAAAGGGGCUUGACUUUACUCCAAUGAGCACCAUUAUUUGAGGGCACUUUGUUGCCUUUGUUUCCCAUGUAGGCGUGCGUGCUAAUCUCCGGUUUUAUGGGGUGUAAUUCUCUCCUGCACAGGGCCAGGGGGCUACAUGUGUGCCACUCUCAAGAUAAACUAAACCCCAAGUGAGGGAGGGAAGAGAACAAAAGCAUCCAGUGAUGGCUUGGACACUUGAAACAGACUCUCUAGAGAAGCUACUCCUAAAUUCCCAUGUUGAAAAUAAAGCGGGUUGCAGUUGCACAGAGGGACAUGGAUGUGCGGGAGGGUUGACUCUGCUCCCAAGUCAGUUUUGUUUGUUCCCCAUGGUGGAACCACAUGGACUUCAGUUACCUAUAAUUUUUGCAUGGUGGAAGUCUUUCUUUGAACUCUAUGCAGAAUAAAGUUAAAAACUUGACCCUGCCCUGCAACUUGACUGAAAAACUUAAGUUAUCCCAAGGUGCAGAAAAACUCACUACAAGUUCUGUAUAGGUCAAGGAACCACAAUUACUGGGUCAAAGCUGACUAUUUGGAAGUGUUUUUUUUCUUUUUGUAAGAAUAUCACACUUAUGUAAAGGGCUGUUUGUUAUUCCUCUCCGUAUCUGCUCAUUCUUACAGAAUCUCCUUCUGAUUGCUCUUUCAAAAAUAUCUUUUCAGACAUGCACUGGAUGAGGACUUGAGAAAUAUUCAGUAAGAUAUAGGUGAUAUAUGCAGAUUGCUGGUGUUAACCCUGCAUGGAUGCUUUUGAUGGACGUGUAAGCCAGGGGCUCAUGCAGUUCCUUUAAGAUGGAUGCUUGGGGGGGGGGGAGAUGGACCCUGCCAGCCAAAGAAUUACUUUAAUAAAGUGAAAUGUUUAAAAGUUAUAACAGACUUGGAGUUUUCUCUUUCCCUGAAAGACUGAGUUGUCG